CAGGUCCGCCCAGUUCCCACGCGACCUGCUUUCCUCCGCCCAUUUUGUCCCGCAGCCAAAAUAUGUGAAACGUAAGACGAGACCCUAGUCACCGAGUAGUUAUUUUAAAACUUCAAUCUGAGACACUUCGGUUAGACCAUGGCAGCUGUAGCCGCUAGCUGGUCGAAACCCGCGGAUGGAUUCACGCUUUAGUUCAUAACAUAAAGGAGAAAAUGAGAAUACGCCUUCCCCGGUUUUAUCCAGGCUUGUGGCUAGUUGUUGUUUUACUGGACGUGCUUCCCAAAUGUCUCUCCCGGUAGUUCUCCCCGGCUCCUGUUGCGCCGUUACCGGUGCUUCGCUGGCCUCUCAGUGGGCAGAGCCUUCAUACAGAAGCCGACCCCGUUGUAUAUCCAGCUCUCGCAUGCCGGGGUCUCAGUCGCGGAUCAUCCCCGCGCUACUCCCCGGGCGCCCGCUGCUCUCCCUCGGCUUGCUGCAGCUCCUGCUCGGGUGCUCCAUGGUCGCGCUCUCUUUCGGAGCAUUGUCGCUGAGCAGCUCGCCCCCCAUCCGCAGCUCGUGCCCCUUCUGGGCUGGCUCUUCGGUGAUCCUAUCAGGGAUUGUGGGGCUCACAACAUGGAGGCGCCCCAUGCUGCUGUUGGUGAACAUGUUCGUGCUCCUCUCCGUGGUGUGUGUGCUGCUCAACCUGGCUGGCUUCAUCCUGUGCUGCCAGGGAGCCCAGCUGGUCUCCAGCAUGUCCUCCUGCCAGCUGAGCGAGGCGGGGGAUGCGUGUCUCUGCUGCCCCCUCCCCCCCUCCUCGUCCUGUCCUGAAGACAAGCUGCUGCUGCUGCACCCUGGACACUCCUGCAACACCAUGAAGAUCCUGCUCAAGAAGGUUCUGUUUGCGCUGUGUGCCCUGAACGCCCUCACAGCGGCCGUGUGUCUGGUGGCCGCCGCCCUGCGCUACCUCCAGAUCCUCACCUCCCGCCCACCCUGCCUGGACGAGCCUCGUUCAAUAGCAGAGGAGGGGGAGGAGCCAGCACCCGUCCCCGACCCAGAUGAGUUUGUCCCCCCGGCCCCGCCCCCUUCCUACUUCUCCACCUUCUACUCAUACACACCCCGCCUGGCCCGCCGGAUGUUUGGGGACAGCGUGAUGCCCCUCCCUCACGUCUCCAGGAUCAAGGGGGGGGAGGUGUUCUGUCCUCUGGACCCGCCCCCUCCUUACGAGGCGGUUGCUGGCUCCUCCCCCUCCUGUCCCCUACCUGUACAGGAGGCAGAGAUGGAUCUGGAGGAGCAGAGAGAGGGUGCAGGGCCAGAGGGCUGCCCCCCUGUCCCCCUGCCAAUGGCCCAUUCACCCCCCCACCCAGGGCCCCUACCCUCACCCCCCCUGCACCACCCCAGACCCCCCCAGGCAAGGCCCCGACCCUCCUCGCCCCCCCUGGGACCCCUCCAGCCAGGGCUGGUGCCCCCCACUCAGUGCCAUCGUCUCCACAGGUCCAACAGUGACCCGGUUCUAGUGGACCUGGCAGCCAAAGUCCUAAGCUGCGAAGCUGCAAAACGGACCACAGACUCAUCCACCCAGACCUCCCAGUCCACCCUAGCCCCCCAGCCCCAGAUGGUGACCCUCCGCAGGGGCCCCAGGGCACCGAGGCGCCCCCGGCCCUCCUCCAUGGUGGACCACCAGAGCUACCGGCAAACCCAGCAGCUGGUGAGCCGCUUCCUGGAGCAGCCGUCAGCGUGCGGGCUGGCCCCUGAGGUGCAGGAGCUGGUGGACAGCAUCCGCAGCGUGCUACGCUCCGACCAGGAGCACAUGGAGGAGGCUGUGCGCUGUGCUAGCUACAUAGAGCAGGUGAUCACAGGAUCAGAGACGGUCACUCCAGCCAAUCAGAUGCCACUCCUCCCAAGACUAGGCCCCGCCCCCCCACAGGCAGGCUCCUCCUCCCAGACCCUCCCCCUGAGGAAAAGGCCGGGGUUGCUGCACCUGCACAGCUGCGGAGACCUCAGCACCUUCACCUGGGCCGAGCUACGGGGGGCGGGGCCAGGGGCCGGGGGGUCACGCCUGGACCAUGAGCGCCCCCAUAGUCUGAUUGGUGUGUUCAGAGAGACUGUGCUCUGAGGAAUCCUACCAUUCUGAUCACACAAUCUCUGGUAGGGCUGCAGAGCUACUCUUGAAGGGGACAAACUUUCAGCAAAACUCUCAUGGGUCACACAGUCUGCAAAACAGGCAUUGUGUGUUGUGUGCAUAUGUUUGUUUUUUGUUUUUUAAAAGUGGGAAAAGUGGGUUGCUUCGAGAAAGAGAUUAACUUUGGCACCUUAUACCCAGACAGUAUCACACCAAACAGGUCUUCAAUGAUGUUACACCUGCUAAUUUAACAUGGAUCAACAUCGAUGCUCAUGUUGACAUUCAGAUAUUUCUGAAUAACAGACUAUUACUUUAAUCCCCCCCCCUUUUAAGUAUCUUAUUAACAGUUAUAUAAAGGUGGCUUAAAAGAAGUUUAGCACAUGCUGCUAACACCAGCUGUGUUGCACUGAACACUAAGACUCCAUGCUGAACACUAAGACUCUCCAUGCUGAACACUAAGACUC
Osmerus eperlanus (European smelt) is the source of this 2559-nucleotide messenger RNA. It is a transcript of the gene entrep1, whose product is annotated as family with sequence similarity 189 member A2. The transcript has 12 exons. The coding region runs from base 284 to 2089 and encodes 601 amino acids. Gene Ontology annotation, cellular component: membrane. Lineage: Eukaryota; Metazoa; Chordata; Actinopteri; Osmeriformes; Osmeridae. The record is from RefSeq and is a predicted model, not a curated record.